Messenger RNA from Cherax quadricarinatus, 2443 nucleotides. RefSeq names its product transmembrane protein 263. NCBI's taxonomy places the organism in Eukaryota, Metazoa, Arthropoda, Malacostraca, Decapoda, Parastacidae. The record is from RefSeq and is a predicted model, not a curated record.
CACCGAGGCGGCAGCAGGGUUGGCAGGAGGCUGCUGAUUGGUGGAGACACUAAGCUCUCCACCAAUCACAGUUAAGGUUGGGACUGUGCCACGCGCAGCUGUGUAAAGUAAACAAGACCAUUAGAGGACUUGUGCCAUUUGACGUCAACUUGGGUUACAACAAGGCCGUCUGUCUCUGCCACAGUCCUGCCUCCAUCAACCAUGACCAGCUACGUCAAAGGUUUCUACGGAUACAUCAGACCGGGAUCUAAUGCUACUUCACCUUCCUCUCCUUCAUCAACCACAUCCAGCACCACGGAAGGCCCAAAUCCUUGUGAACCCACGUCUCCCACCACUUCUCCCAACACUAACCCAGAACAGACACCUGGCUACCUGAAGAGGGCAGUUUCAGGAGUAGCCUCAGGGCUUUAUACUGUAGGUUCAUCGACUGUGGGUGCAGGUGUAACAGGUGUCAAGUGGGUUGCAGGAACAACUUACAGUGUAGGAGCAGGUGUCGUAGGCACUGCUGGUUCUGUUGUUGCUGGAACAGCGGGCACUGUUGCAAGUGGAGCAUCAGCAGUAAUAUCAAAGGUCACUACAAAGAAGAAAGAACACUCGGACUGAUGUAUUAAUGAUAUAGAUAUCAAACUACACUUUAAUUUUUAAUUUUUUUUCUUACUAUUAAGAUAUGCUACCCAAGGGUAUUUUUGUAAGUUUGUAAUGGGCUUGUGUACAAGUGUUAUUAGUUGAACCUUUUAGUGAGUUUGAUUAUUAAAUAUUAGAAAAAAUAACAAAUGUAGUUCAUAGUAUUAAAGCCUUCAGAGAAGACUUGCUGAUAUUGUAAUAAAUGAGACAAAUGGAAAAUCUAUUACAUUAGUAGCUAAAGAUUGACAGGUGUACUGUAUUAUCUUCAAUAAUCACAUUCUUCUGAUAACUUGUAUGUGUUAAUUUGAAAUUACACACAAUUUGUGAUUUACUCUGGUAAUGUAAAUUAAUAAGGUGUAAAUACUUUGCUUAAAAUUUUAUAAUACCUAAUUAAAUAAAUCACAUUUAUAUGAAAUAAGUAUUAAAAUAUUUGGUGUAUUUGAGCUGAAGAGUGUUAAGAUAACUAACUACUCUGCACUGUGCAUGCUAUAAUGCUUUGCCAAAAUGUAAACCAUUAGCUAAAUUUACUUUUUUUUUUAUUAAGAGUGAUUGAGUAUUAUUUAAUGUGCUUGCUUAAGACAGAUGACAAGAUAUUGCACAAAUAGAUCAACUUUUAUAUUUGGUCAUCUUCCAUGACAGUUGACUUGGCUGUUUGUGAUCAUUUAUCCUUAAAAUGUAGUGGCAUGUCUGUUAAAUUUCCUUUUGCUAUCUUUAAAAUUGUUGAAAUAUAAUUGGAAUCUUUCUAAUGUUGAGUUUCCUUUCUUGAAUUCUGUAAGCAUAAGUUUCAUUCCUUGACUUAAGAAGAAAUAAACUUGACAUAGAUUUGACUGAUAAUCAAUUCUAUUAAGAUAUCAGACUUACACAUCUGCUUUUGUUUCAGAUUUUUUAUAUAUUUUAUAAUUUCAUAGAAAUAAUUGGUAAAUAUAUUUUAAGAUUAAGUGUUCAUUAAAUUUUUAUUUCACUUAAGAGCUUAGUACCUAUUGCAGAAGGGCCAGAAUAGCACCUCCACUUCAUUGUGAUAAAAUUUCCAAUUUAAUAUUUGUUGGAUAGAGAUACACUAUUUUGAUAUGAUAGAUAAUGCCUCCAAGAUGCACCAGUGGUAUUAUAUUAAAGAGAUCAGUAUUUUUGUGUAAUUAGUACUAGAUAAGAGUAUACUGUAUAUUACAAGAUUAUAAUUUUUUAAUGAUUUUCUUAAUUCUUACGCAAGCCUGUUAGGUAAAAAUUUAAUAGUUAUUAUUCCAUUGUUGCUCUUAAUGACUGUUGGCGAGGCAUUGUUACAAUGAUAGUAAGACUAAACUCAGCUUCUGAAUUUACAAAAGCUAUGCCAUAAGACUCUGUAUGCAAGUCAAGAAUGAAGAUAUCCUUAGUUACAAAGUAGGACAUAUUGCCAAUAUUUUCAGACUAGCAUGAGAGACUUGUUCUAAGAGUUUAGGGAGUUCUUACAAUAGUCUAACCUGUGAGACUAGUUUAUGUACACCUUGAUGCUACCAGUAAUAAUAAUUUAAUUAAGAAUUUAUUACUUUUUCUCUCUUAUGUUUAGCACUUGGUUAUGAAUUAUGAUACUUGAUUUUUACAUACAUAAAGGUGUGGUGUCCAGUUGGCUGUUGAUUAACACCAUAAUUAAAUUCUUGAAAAUGGCAUGUAAAUUAAAAAUUGUGCAAACUGAAAUUAAGAAUCCAUGGUUACAUUUCUCAGACCCCCAAAAGAGCUAAACAAAUUUUUUUGUUUAGGUCUUGACAUUGUCAUAAAAUUCAGGUAAUUGUAGGUGGAUGCAGUGAUGUUACACAUACUCAAUAAAAUAUUUAUGCUAUAAAAAUUA